AUGGAUCUACGCAGUGGUGCAGCGAGCAGUUCUGAUGGGCAGAAGCAAGGCGAUCCGGAAGUGGUGGAUGCGGUGCUUCCUAAGGAGCUGGAGGAGCAGGUGGAGGCGAUCGCGAGGUCUAGUCGCAUCGCGGAUGGGAUCAAGAAGGUGAUUGCUGCAAUCACAAGGGAACUGAAGUCGCUUCGCUUGGAGAACAUGGAAUUGAGGCAAGAAUUAGAUUGUGUUCGCAAGUCAGUGCCUUGUGAGUCACCACCUCGUACUAGCUGUGAGCUCGUGUUCGAGGAUCGGGGCCGAACGACUUCCGGUAGUGUUCCCGCUCCUACUGAAAUAGAUGACAAGGUCGACGUCAAAGAGCAGUUGCGUCAAGCCCAACAGAACCUUGAUCAACUUCAAAAAGCGAUACCACCAUUGCCGGAUCCUCACCAGCUCUACGACAAAAUAGUAUCGCUGUGUUUCGACAACUUCAUCCACACCAAGGCAACGACAGCUCUUGAAGAAAAAGCUCGUAGAGUCAUCAUGAGCCAGCCACAGGAGACAAGCGAAGGAAAUCCACUUCUCAUCGACAUGGAAACCAUGGAGCAUGUUGUCUGCGACCAUCUUCAAACCCUGUCUACCCUUCAAUCGACACUUGUUGAAGUUCGCAUGGAAGCCCAAAAUGAAAUGGAGAAGAAAACAUCAUCGUUCGAGAAGGAAGUACGGGAAAAGCUCGAAGAAAUUCAAAAAAUCACGCUGGAUCUUCAAAACUCCGCCUCGCAGACUCUACAGGCAGUAACCACCAGGACACUCAAAAGCCGGGGCGAGGGAAUCCAAGGGAUUCAAGAGGAAAAGGAAAUAAUCAAGAACAAUGAAUCUGAUGACCAAGAAUCGGACAUCAACGACGACGAAAUCCCGAACUGGGAGGACAGAGAACAAAACGAUGAAGCUGAUCAUGAGUUAAAUGCUCAAGCUGAAGACAUGGAUGAAAACGCUAUGCGCGAACAGAACCCGGAUCGGGAGGUAGGCAGAAGAAGGGCGUUCGAUAUCGAACUAGAAAUCAGGAUUACGGAGCAAGAGUUACGAGAUUUUGAAGCUAUACUGCGCCAGUAUGAGGAUGAACCUCUUUGCCCGCCGCGUAGAUACGGACAAGGAAACAUAAGUAAGGCAAAUGAACGUUACAUGAAGUGUGUUUUUUGCGACAUCGCCGGCCACUAUUCCGACUCGUGUCCGAAUGUUCGAGACCCAUACGCCAGGAGGGAAAUCAUAAUAAGCAAUGACAGAUGUGGCACGUGCCUUGAAAAAAUCUGUGCACGAGGAGCAACAUGUAAAAAGUAUCUCACGGCAUGUUACUACUGUCGCGACCGAGGACAUCACAGUGGCCUCUGUACGUUUCCAGAUAGAAGUGAUUACAUACGCAGUCGUCUUGAAAGCGCACAACAAGGAAGAAUCAGGAGCCUCAACAGGCUCAACGAUCUGCAACGAGAAAGAGCUCGCCGUGGAAUUCGCCUAUGA
Molecule: messenger RNA, 1488 nt
Organism: Ostertagia ostertagi
Lineage: Eukaryota; Metazoa; Nematoda; Chromadorea; Rhabditida; Trichostrongylidae
Source: the annotation of a GenBank genome assembly